Messenger RNA from Aspergillus ochraceoroseus IBT 24754, 2403 nucleotides. RefSeq lists its product as uncharacterized. The transcript has 2 exons. The record is from RefSeq and is a predicted model, not a curated record. NCBI's taxonomy places the organism in Eukaryota, Fungi, Ascomycota, Eurotiomycetes, Eurotiales, Aspergillaceae. Bases 1 to 2403 code for a protein of 800 amino acids.
AUGCGUGGGUACCACAGACCUGUGCGCCUUUCAGACCUUCAGCCUGACGCUGAGUCUGACAUAGACUUAGAUGGCCACCAGGAAAGUGCUGCUGCGCCUUUGGGGGGCCUACCGACCAUAAAAGCCGACUCUGAGGACCUUUAUUCCGCCCCUACGAGUAAACCAUGGACAGUAAGUUGGAAUGAUGAUCGAUUGGCGCCCACUGCCGGAGAGGAAGCCUUUGUACGACGUCCAGCCGCAUACUCCGACCCCAAUGCAAGCAACCAAAUGGCUCAGAGACAAAGCUUUGAGCGUCGUGACGACGUAGCGCUGGUGGGCGCGUAUGCUCCCCGGGAAGACGACCAGCAGCAGCAUUGCCCAGCAGGCCCCAGCGACUCCAUCCAGGGGUCAGGGGAGCAUAUUCAACCUUCUCGCCCACCCAGUAAUAAUAAUCGUGCUGACUGCAAAGAGGUGGAGCAGUCGGGCGCUAAGCCACUCCAAGAGGCAUCAUCGUCGAGGAACUGCGACAGUUUUCAAGACAAUGAAAAGGACGACGCUAUUUUACAGGCCAAUAAUAAUAAUGCAGCCUCUGCUCCCCGUGGGAACCGUCCGGAUCAUCUUUCACUUUCUACUACAAGCCCUCAAUCACAGUCCCAGAUUAUCCAAGACUUGUCAACUCGCAGUCGCAGGUGUAGUCCGCCCCCUGUAGCAACAACAACAACCUCAACAACAACAGCAUUCGACCAUCGACGAGGCGGCUCCCACGGUCAUCUUACCCUUGGCCAGCUGCCGUCAGUGUCAUCAUUGGGUGCUCAGGAAGCCGAUCUAGGCCCACCGCCAUCCCUUUCGCAGAAGCUUGGUGAGUCCAUCCGCCCAUUCCUGCAAACAAUUGAUGUCGUGGCUAAUUUUCUGCCAUCAGCCCAGGAUAAUUAUUCUCUGGUUUCUCUCCCAUCCGACAUAGGUGACGUCCAGCCGCGUAAUCCUGGCGGGACCUUGGGCGCCAGGACAAGCCACAGCGAUUAUUCUGAAAGGCUCUCUCCGGGCGCUUCAGCAGGUCAUGGGGCUGAACAGAACCGACUGAACGGAUCUGCCUAUUCACCUGGUCAACCGCCUUCGUCGACCAGGCCCCAAUCAACUCUCACCAUACAGUAUGACUGGUCGCGCCCGCCAGAACAGAUUUCCUCGUCGUCGCGGGACCCCGCAUCCCAUAGACAUUCCUCCUCGCGCAUGGAGAAAUUGAAGAGCAUGAGUCGAUUUCGCGGCAUUUCAAUGGGGUCAAAUCAGCCCGAUCCCAAGGCUGGACAAUCCUCGAAGAAACCCUUCAAUAGAUUGACUGGACUUUUUGGUCGCAGCCAGCACAAACAGACACAAUCAUUGGGACGGCCUGGGUCUUUCCCACAAGACAUUAGAAAGACACAACAAUAUCUCGCACCAGUCUUGUCACAGCCAACGUCGAGGAGGAUCACUCGCUCUUCUGUGUCCUCCUUUGACAAUCAGGAACCGCCUGUUUCCAUUACCGGCAGUCGCAAUAACUUCCAAGGCCAGCGCCCACCCGUUGAUGGAUACUUUGCGCGCGAGUCGCCCGAAUCGUUUUCUCUCGCUCAAGCGCACGAGCAUGUACCUAGCGCUGUCAACCAAAACCGAACAAGAUUAAGCUACACUUCGCCUACCGACCACGCGCGACUCUCGCCUCAAUCUCCACGAUACCAUCCUCUAUCGUCUAGCCCGCAGCAGCAGUAUCACCUCUCAUCGCCUAGACUUAGUUCCCCGCUCCCCUCCCCAGUCCCCCGCACACCGCCAUCCCGCGGCCGUUCUCAAGAGCGCACCUACGCUCAAGACCUCCAUCUCCGUUCCCGCAGUCCGAAGACGUUUGCUCCGCGGCCUGAGGAAAGAGACCUCCCCAACAACGACCCCUCAGAUCCGGCCUUCAAUCUAGGAACCUUCAGGACGAAUCCACGCACAAGCCGCGUGGGCGACCAAGAACUUCCUUGGAAGAUCACGAUUCCCGGUGAAUCCGAGGACACUCCCAAGGAUUCAUCAGCCACCUGGCGGCAGGAAACGACGGCAGGCGUCCUCAAUUGCACCCGAUUACCCAGCUACCAAGAAGACGCACAGGAACAUGGGCAGUCGGAUCCGCAUCAGUACCUGCAGGAUGAGAAGCGAGCUCCUUCUCCUUCCGGUCAUCCCGCUGUCCCAACUCUACAGCUCAACGAAAGUCACGAAACUGGUCAAAAUAAGAAUCCGCCCCCACCCCUAGAACAUCCGCACCGCAGCGGGGCCCGGGCAAUCAACACCUUCGAAACCCCAGUUGAGCUUCCUGUCACGGCAGACAAUGAUUCAAGCGAGGAAAUCAUAAUGUCGAGUACCUCUUACCCUGGUCAGGAAUGGCGCCCUCUCGGGUUCUCCGAAUGGGACCACCCAUGA